AUGGCUUCACCAGAUCAUUACUCCGAUAUAGAGAGCCGUAACAGGCUUCCGACCCUCUUUGAGGUCUUGAGCCGUCGCACAUUGGCUCCCGUUGAUCUCUUCUCAUUUUACAUUUACAUGCGCGACCAGCGACGCUCUGUGGACUACCUCGACUUCUGGCUCGACGUCUCUCAACAUAUGUCUUUGUGCCGACACUAUGUUCGCGAGCUUCGCCGUUCUGUCCUCGUUGCGACUCCCGACAUUGAUCAAGUCGAAAGCAAACGAUCAUCCGCCAUGCUGGAUAACUUGGAGAAUCUGGGCGAUAUUCCGAUGACCGAGGCUGGGCCUUCGCGCAUGCGGACCGACGAGAAGGACCGUGAUGCCGAUCAACGCCUGUCCGCGUUUCUGCGCUCCGAGACCCAGUCUCACCAUUCACCACAAAACAGUGUCGGAUCUCAUUCUGAAUACAGCAACGCUUUAACCGACGACCAAGCCCGUCCUAGCUCCGGCACUCGCAACGGCGAUGACUCCAACUCACCCGGACACACGGUUGCGCGAAAUGAUAUCCGUGCUAGCGCCGAGAAAAUCCUUUACACCUAUCUACUUCCCGGCGCCGAGCGAGAAAUCGGUCUGCCGGAGGCGAUGGUCAAUCAGACUAUCAACAUGAUCGAAGAUGACGGUCGUGACGACCCCGAGGUUUUUGAUCCCCCGAAGGACUUCGUCUUCCAAGCCAUGGAGCGUGAUGCAUUCCCCGGUUUCUUGCAGGCCAAGGCACUGGGUAAUCUCGUUCCUCUCAGCAUUGUUGCUCGUCUGACCUUCGCCCUUAUCAGCUUCUUCGGUGGAUUCUGGGGAGCCUUCUACGUUGUCCUCCGCGACAAGCCUCGAGACAUUCGCUGCUGGAUCAUUCUGCCGUUCGCGAUUGCAUCUUAUUUCAUCGUCUCGUAUCAGUACAAGAUCGAUCCUGUUAUGGCUUUUAUCGGCUACAGCGAGUACACCUUCAUGAACUGGGCUCCAAUUCGCGAACCCUAUGUUCGCAAGCUCCUCAACAAGCGUGCCAUGGUCACCGCAGGAAUCUCUUUCUUGACGGCUGCCGCUUUGAGCAUUUUGUUCGUUCUCGUCCCCGGCACUAUGCUGUGA
Messenger RNA from Penicillium maclennaniae, 1116 nucleotides. RefSeq lists its product as uncharacterized. Gene Ontology annotation, biological process: intracellular protein localization. The coding region runs from base 1 to 1116 and encodes 371 amino acids. The record is from RefSeq and is a predicted model, not a curated record. The transcript has 2 exons. NCBI's taxonomy places the organism in Eukaryota, Fungi, Ascomycota, Eurotiomycetes, Eurotiales, Aspergillaceae. Gene Ontology annotation, cellular component: plasma membrane.